AAUUGAUUACCCCCCGAGAUUUUACUCCGAAGCAGACCCGAGGUCAAGCUGCAGCACAGGAAUGUUGACAUAAUGCAUUCGGCCGACAGCAUCCCCAAAGUGAUAACGGACAACCUCUACUCAGAGUCAGUGGCAGCAAAGUUGUGGAAUGUGGCCAGCAGAGCCCUUGGCAAGGCAGAGCCACCAACGUUCUAUCCCGAAUACACCGGCAAGGACGGAGUAACGUAUGUCUAUCGACAUUUGAGUUUUUGGACCUCAGGCUUCUUCCCAGGUUCCUUGUAUCUUCUUCUUGAAAGGCAAGAGAAGUACGGUCGCAACGCCCAAGUCCCCAGUCCACAUGCACUCCAAAUCCAGCAUCUCUGCCAGUGGUGGACCGCAAGCCUGCAUCAGAACGCGACUCUAAACACUACACACGACCUGGGAUUCAUGAUCGCACCCUGGGCUACGAAGGCCUGGGAUCUGCACAGAGAUGCGCGGGCGUUCAGCAGCAUGGUGCUUGCUGCGCACACCCUAGCAAGUCGAUUUUGUCCCAGAGUCCAGGCGAUCCGUAGCUGGGAUACGUGUAUCACCAAGCGGUAUUCAUUCGUCGAUCCAGCGAAAGACUUCCUCGUCAUCAUUGACAACAUGAUUAACCUGGACAUGUUAUUCUGGGUUGCUAAGGAGACGGAUGACGAGCGUCUCUAUGAUAUCGCCCUUGCGCAUGCACAAACGACACAAAAACAUCACAUCCGUUCUGACAACACCACCUUCCAUGUAGUGAACUUCGACCCCGAAAGUACCCAGCCGAAGCAAAAGCUUACAAACCAAGGGUUGAGCGACGAAAGUUGCUGGGCGCGAGGGCAAGCCUGGGGUAUCCUCGGAUUUGCGCAGACGUUUCAUUGGACGGGGGAUCUCUCUUUGCUGCAGACUUCUCAAGAUCUUGCGGAUUAUUUCAUCGACCAUUUGCCUGCGGACCAGGUUCCGUAUUGGGAUUUCGAUGCGCCAAGAGCAAACGAAGCCCCACGAGACACGUCCGCCGCUAUGAUCGCAUCUUGCGGCAUGCUUCUAAUCUACAAAGCUCUAAGAGCGCGAGGACAGUGCGCAGAAGCCGAUUUUUAUCUCGGUGCCGCAAUGCGCAUUGUCGAGGGAACAAUUGCAAAAUUCCUAAAUCCUCCCACAUUCAGAUUUGUUGCCCUACCCUCUGAGCGUGGGAUCCAGACGUAUGAAGAUGGACUUCCAUCUGAUCACGAGGAAAGGCCUGAGCCUGGUUAUCUUGCUGUGAGCUCUGGUCUUGAUUUCUUUGACCAUCCCUCGAACGGCACAAAUGGUGUGGUGGACAAGAGACAGCGAGUUCUGGCAGAGACGAUAUUGAAUGGUGCGACAAUCAACAAUUAUGAGUACGCCCCGAGACGAUGGGCGAAUCAUGGGCUAGUCUAUGCGGACUAUUAUUUCAUGCUUUUUGGGAACAUGCUUCUGAACCUAGGUCUAGUAGAGUAUAGAUCGCAGUGAAGGACCACGUACAUUGUUGUUGAUUCCGG
Molecule: messenger RNA, 1517 nt
Organism: Aspergillus homomorphus CBS 101889
Lineage: Eukaryota; Fungi; Ascomycota; Eurotiomycetes; Eurotiales; Aspergillaceae
Product: glycoside hydrolase family 88 protein
Exons: 2
Coding region: 73-1488 (471 amino acids)
Biological process (GO): polysaccharide catabolic process
Molecular function (GO): chondroitin hydrolase activity
Source: RefSeq, a predicted model, not a curated record